Molecule: messenger RNA, 1629 nt
Organism: Chaetomium globosum CBS 148.51
Lineage: Eukaryota; Fungi; Ascomycota; Sordariomycetes; Sordariales; Chaetomiaceae
Exons: 3
Coding region: 1-1629 (542 amino acids)
Biological process (GO): intracellular protein transport; endocytosis
Cellular component (GO): cytoplasmic vesicle; clathrin adaptor complex
Source: RefSeq, a predicted model, not a curated record
AUGAACGGCGUUGUCGAGGCGCUGCACAUAUACGACGAGCAUAACGCCCUCGUCCUGUCGCACACAUACUCGUCACGACCGUUGUCGGCGUCCCAUUUGCUGCCCCUCUACCUCGACCACCCCGUCCCCCGGCCGAAUCUCCUCUACCUACCGAACACCAACCCGCCGACUCUCGUCUUCAACCUCACCCAUGCGAACCUUCUCUUUCUCUUGACCACCUCGUCCGAGGUUGAGCCCCUCCUCGUCCUCGAGUUCCUACACCGCGUCAUCGACUCUCUCGAAGAAUUCCUGACUGCACCGUUACUGGCCCACAAGAUCGAGGCCAACUACGAUGUCGUCGCUCAACUCCUGACCGAGAUGUGCGAUGCGGGCACCAUCACCACCACCGAACCUAAUGCGCUACGAGACAUGGUCGAGGUGGAGGGGUUCAUGGACAAGUUGCUAGGCAACCUCAACCUCCCAACAAAACCAACCUUCGCCUCCGCCUCCCCAGCCCUCCACGCGCAACCAACCCCAGCCCUCCCCUGGCGGCGCGCGAACGUCCGGCACACCUCCAACGAGCUCUACACCGACCUGGUCGAGACACUCUCCGUGACGCUGGCGCCCUCGGGCCGCCCCCUCGCCGCCUUCGCCAACGGCACCAUCGCCUUCACCUCCAAGGUCUCGGGCGUGCCCGACCUCCUGCUGACGCUCACGGGCCCCGCCGGCAAGCACAACCUCAAGAGCGUCAUCGACCUGCCCGUCUUCCACCCCUGCGUCCGCCUCGCCCGCUGGCGCGAGCAGCCCGGCGUGCUGAGCUUCAUCCCCCCCGACGGCCGCUUCACCCUAGCCGGUUACGAGGUCGAUCUGAUGCCCUUCACCGGCGACGCCGCCUUGGUGGGGGCCGGCGCGAACCCCGCUGAAGCUGCCCGGUUACGUUGGAGAUUAAGACGGGGUUGGGGGGCGACGGGGUCCGACUUUGAGGUGCGUGUGCAGGUGAAUCGGAUGUUUGGGCCCGCUGCUGCGGGUGGGCAGGGGGCAAGGGGAGGGGGGUUGGGCGGUGGUGGUGCGAGGGGUUUCGGGGCGAGCACCCCGAGUGGUGCGCCGGCGCUGCAGGAUCUUGCCGUGUCCGUGCCGCUGCCGGCGGACGUGAGGAAUCUCUCCGAUAUCCGGCCUACGAGGGGUGAUGCUACCUAUAACCCUGGGGACCGGGCGUUGGAGUGGACCAUCUCGAACAAGGAGUUGGCCCAGGGGACGGCGUCCUUUGUGCUGCGGUGUACGGUCGUGGGACAGAUGACGGAGGAGGAUGAGGAGUCUGAUCCGACAGGGUUUGGCUUCGGCACCGGCGCGAACGCAUACUCGUACGACGAGCCGUACCAGAACUCAUCGCCCGUUGCGAAAUCGGCCAAGGCAGCUGUGGACGCGAGCGGUGCGGACCGGGAGGAGCGCAGGGCGGCGCAGAACAAGAUUCUGAUGCCCAGCUCGGCCUCGCUCAGCUUUGCCGUCAAGGGCUGGCUGGCCAGCGGCAUCAAGGUGGAGAGUAUACAUCUUGAUCCAAGGAAGAGCCGCGGGUUGGGGGAGGGCGUAAAGCCGUACAAGGGCGUCAAGUACCUGACAGUUAGCAAGGGUGGUGUGGAGAUAAGGUGCUGA